ACAAAUUGAAUGAAUACAAAAGAAGCCUGAUUUCGUUCUCUCCCACCGUCUCUUUCCUCUCCGACGAAUUGGGCCGCCGUGAGGGGACGACGGACGAAUUCCCGGUUUCCAAAGGCAAGAAGACCCCUUUGGAGAUUUGUAUUCCAUAUGGUCGAAUUCGGUGAUGAACAGGCCAAAGAAAAAGUCGCGAUUUGUUCCCGUUUUGAUCGAAGCUUGGAUCCUCCGCGAUGACGUUGAACUAUGAUAAGAAUCUGUGAUGUAUUUGGCCGGUCCAACGUCGUCCUUCGCUAUGAGGGUGAUGGCUGGUUUUCUCUCUUCGGUGCACUCAAACUUUUCGCCGUCGGCAUGGGCAACUAUUGUUGCCGGCUUCUUUGUUCUUGUUGCGCUUUCGUUUUCUGCCUUCCUUGUAUUCGAGCACCUUUCUGCUUACAAGAAUCCCGAGGAGCAGAAGUUCUUAAUUGGGGUCAUCUUGAUGGUUCCUUGUUAUUCAAUCGAGUCUUAUGUGUCAUUGGUGAAUCCAUCGCUCAGUGUUGAUUGUGGUAUCCUACGUGAUUGCUACGAGGCCUUUGCCAUGUACUGCUUUGGAAGAUAUUUUGUUGCUUGCUUGGGUGGAGAAGAUAGGACAAUUGAAUUUAUGGAGAGGGAUGGUUGUUCUUCUGCCGCUACGCCCCUCCUGGAUCAUGCUUCAGAAAGGGGCGUUAUUCAUCACCAUUUCCCAAUGAACUAUCUUUUAAAACCUUGGAGAGUUGGCAGGUGGUUUUACCAGCUUAUAAAGUUUGGAAUUUUCCAAUAUAUGAUAAUAAAGACUAUCACAGCAAUUCUGUCUGUGAUUUUUGAAGCUUUUGGUGUAUACUGUGAAGGAGAAUUCAAAUUGGGCUGCGGGUACCCUUACAUGGCUGCUGUUCUCAAUUUCAGUCAAUAUUGGGCCCUGUACUGUUUAGUUCAGUUUUACACUGCUAUUAAGGAUGAAUUGGCACACACAAAGCCACUGGCAAAGUUCCUUAUGUUCAAAUCCAUUGUCUUCUUGACUUGGUGGCAGGGUGUGACAAUAGCACUACUCUAUACAUUUGGUUUGUUGAAGAGCCCUAUAGCUCAAGGCUUGCAAUUCAAGUCAAGUAUUCAGGACUUCUUUAUAUGUAUAGAGAUGGCUGUAGCUGCUGUUGCUCACCUCUAUGUGUUCCCUGCCAAGCCAUAUGAGCUAUUGGCUGAUCAGCCGCCUGGAAAUGUUUCAGUGCUCGGAGAUUAUGCAUCUGCAGACUGUCCUAUUGACCCCGAUGAAGUUAGGGACAGCACCCGACCUACAAAGCUGAGACUCCCUCAGCCUGAUGUCAGUGCCAAAUCUGUUACAGAUAUCAGAGAAAGUGUUCGGGAUAUUGUCGUAGGUGGUGGAGAACAUAUUGUAAAUGAUUUCAAAUUCACUGUAACCCAAGCCGUGGAGCCUGUGGAGAAGAGCUUCACAAGACUCAACGAGAAGCUUCACCGGAUCUCCGAAAACAUAAAAAAGCACGACAAGGAUAGAAGGAAAGCUAGGGACGACAGCUGCAUCACAUCGCCGAUGAGGCAGGCAGUCCGUGGGAUAGAUGAUCCUCUCUUGAAUGGGACCACCAGCGACGGUGGGGCUUCCAGAGGAAGACAACGCUCAAGAAAGUCAGGUUAUACCAGCGAAAGCGGGGGAGAGAGUAGCAAACAGGGCCGUGGGGAAUACGAGAUUCAUGGCUGCAGAUGGGUCAUAAGGGAUUAACUCUGCCGCGAAUAAUGGUUUCAGUAUCAACUGCACGAGAAGUUGUGUCUAAUUCGGAGCAUGAUGCCACAAGAAACCAUCUCCUUGCGUGUAUAUGUUGUGAUAGAUUCCAUUCGUUUUUGCCAUAUUUGAAUUGUAUUUAGCGAAAGGCAAACAAGUAGUGACAUGUCCGUUGGAGAUACAUCUUAUGUUGAUUCAUUUGGUACGUGAGCACAUUCUUUGUUUC
Musa acuminata subsp. malaccensis (wild Malaysian banana) is the source of this 1967-nucleotide messenger RNA. RefSeq names its product protein LAZ1. Gene Ontology annotation, molecular function: transporter activity. Gene Ontology annotation, cellular component: membrane. Gene Ontology annotation, biological process: transport. The record is from RefSeq and is a predicted model, not a curated record. Lineage: Eukaryota; Viridiplantae; Streptophyta; Magnoliopsida; Zingiberales; Musaceae.